Molecule: messenger RNA, 329 nt
Organism: Staurois parvus
Lineage: Eukaryota; Metazoa; Chordata; Amphibia; Anura; Ranidae
Source: the annotation of a GenBank genome assembly
GCCACCUGUCAGUGUCCAUCAAUGCCAGCUGUCAGUGCUCAUCAAUGCCACCUACCAGUGCUCAUCAGUGCCACAUCAAUGCCACAUAUCAGUGCCUACCAGUGCACAUCAAUGCCACAUAUCAGUGCCCAUCUGAGCUGCCUUUCAGUGCCGCCUAUCAGUGCCAGUCAGCGCCGCCUAUCAGUGCCAGUCAGCGCCGCCUAUCAGUGCCAUGCCCAUCAGUGAUGCCGGUCAAUGUCCAUCAGUGCCACCUAUCAUUGCCCAUCAGCGCAGCCUCAUUAGCGUACAUCAGUGAAGGAGAAAAAUCACUUAUUUACAAAAUUUUAUAA